GCUCUCGUCACAGAAUCGGCGUUACUGACGUCGAGCUUGUCCGCUAGCUGUUGGAGAAAGAGGAAAAAAAGCUUACAAUGCCUCGAGUUUACAUCGGGCGACUGAGCUAUCAUGUCCGCGAAAAAGACAUCCAGCGAUUUUUCAGCGGAUAUGGAAAACUCAUGGAGAUAGACUUGAAAAACGGCUACGGGUUCGUGGAGUUUGAAGACAACCGGGACGCCGACGACGCGGUGUACGAGCUGAACGGGAAGGACUUGUGUGGGGAGCCGGUUAUCGUGGAGCAUGCCCGGGGGCCGCGGCGAGAUCGAGACGGUGGCUACGGUGGGGGUUACUGGGGUGGUGGCCGCAGUAGUGGAGGUUAUAGCAGCCGGAGCCGUACUGGCAGGGACAAGUACGGACCUCCUGUCCGUACUGAGUACCGCCUCAUUGUGGAGAACUUGUCCAGCCGCUGCAGUUGGCAGGACCUUAAGGAUUUCAUGCGUCAGGCCGGUGAGGUGACUUAUGCCGACGCCCAUAAAGAACGCACCAACGAGGGCGUGAUUGAGUUCAGGAGUCACUCCGACAUGAAGAGGGCUCUGGACAAACUGGAUGGCACAGACAUCAAUGGACGGAAGAUUCGUCUGGUCGAAGACCGGCCUCGUAGGCGAAGGUCCUACUCUGGCAGCCGCUCCAGAUCUCGUAGUCGCCGUCGCUCACGAAGCAGGAGUCGCAGAAGCUCAAGGAGCCGCUCCAGGAGUCACUCCCGGUCUCGAUCCCGUAGUGACAAGAGGCGUCAACAUUCCCGCUCCAGGUCUGAGAGGAAGUCUCGUUCUAAGUCAGGAGAAAGAAAGUCUCGCUCUCGCAGGUCGCGCUCUCACUCCGGCAAGUCAAAGUCCCGCUCACGCUCUCAGAAAUCCCGCUCUCGUUCAGCUGACCGAAAGUCAAAGUCCCGUUCAAAGAGCCGCUCCAAGGUGAAGUCGGAGCGGGAUUCUCGCAGUCGAUCAAAGGAGAUGUCCACCGACAAGAAAUCUCGUUCACCUUCUCCGGUGGAGAACGGAAAGGAGGAGUGCGCUGUCAAAUCUGCUUCCCGCUCCCCGUCCCCGCAGGAGGAGGAGCGCCGGUCCAAGUCCAGGGAGAAACGCUCAGCCUCUCGCUCGAAGUCCCGCUCACGGUCUCGAUCAGCCUCUCAGGAUUAGCGCGGACGUUUUUCUUACUGUUGAACAUGAUCAUGCUGUACAUAGCGAGCAGUGUUGUCAUUACUCGCUUCUGCUUCCUGACUCGUCUGCUUUUCUCCCUCAGGUCCUCAUUUGUCUUUUUGUAUGUUACACCUGCAGACUACCACAGAAUACACACCAGUGGUAUGAGCACCUCAUUAAAGAAAAUCUUAAUUUUGCUCCAGUCAUUGAACAGAUAAUGGUGGCGUCGCACAACUCCACAGGUUUGGUCGACAUCAGUUCUGACCGUCUGUUCUCAUUGACAGUGGUAUAGAGCUCAGUAAACAUUGGGCGAAAACAGGACUCAGUUCAAUCUUUACUCAAUUCGCCACAUAUUUUUUUUGGGGCGUUUGCAGAUUGAGCGAGCAGUUAAACAUUUUAUGUCUCUGAUCUGCAGAUGUCAGUCUAAUGUUUCUGUGGUGGUUGAGGGAGAAAAGUAGCAUCUGGUUGCAGCACUGCAGCGAGUUUUUUUUUUUUUUUUUUUUUUUCCUCUUUGAUCUGCAGACAUGACACCUGCUUUUUGGGGAGGUCGGUCAGUCUUGGUGUUUUAACAAUGCCUUGGCUGGGAUGCAUACGCUUGUACCACAACUCAACUUAUUUACAAGGAAAUAUGGGUUUGUAUUUCAUGUAAAGAGAUCUGACGUCUUCAGUGGGUUAAUACGAUACCUUCUAACCUCGUGUAAAUAAAGCGUAAUCAGCACAAAAUUGUUUGCUUUUAAUAUUUUGUAGCUAAGAUUUUUUUUUUUUUUUUGGAAACCAGGGUAAUCUCUGGUUAUCAGUUAAAAUUUUGAUGAGCUUCAAUACCUCCGAUGCAGUAUCCCACUUCUAAUGCUUUUCACACUGCUGACUGUUACCCUGGUUAAAGCGUUUUUUUCCCCCCUGCAGGUUUAAUUAGGGAUUUGAGGUUUUUAUUGGACUAGUUUAACAGGUUCAUCCAGCAGUGGAGAUGAACUUGAAAGGUAGAUGCAUUAAAAUAUGCCUGUGGAUGGAAUAAAUAUCUCUCUCUUUUGAAUGCAGACGCUCUCUUUUUGUGGAAGUUUUUUUUUUUUUUUUUGUCUCCCUUGAAUGAGAUCUAAUGAAAUUGUUUUCCUUGCCAAUGUAUGUUCAAAUAAAAACCUUAAACAACA
Molecule: messenger RNA, 2320 nt
Organism: Salarias fasciatus (jewelled blenny)
Lineage: Eukaryota; Metazoa; Chordata; Actinopteri; Blenniiformes; Blenniidae
Product: serine/arginine-rich splicing factor 6-like
Exons: 6
Coding region: 78-1175 (365 amino acids)
Cellular component (GO): nucleus; cytoplasm
Molecular function (GO): mRNA binding
Source: RefSeq, a predicted model, not a curated record